This is a messenger RNA of Letharia lupina, 747 nucleotides long. RefSeq lists its product as uncharacterized. The record is from RefSeq and is a predicted model, not a curated record. NCBI's taxonomy places the organism in Eukaryota, Fungi, Ascomycota, Lecanoromycetes, Lecanorales, Parmeliaceae. The transcript is spliced from 5 exons. The coding region runs from base 1 to 747 and encodes 248 amino acids.
AUGUGUGACGGUAUCAAUGACGAUGUCACCCUCCUGUUCUAUGAGAAUGUCGAUGUCGUUGACUACGAAGAAACUCGCAAGCUUUUCAUGGCCUGGACGGGUUGUCGAGACAAGCGGGGCUUGACCAUUUGCCUUUUCGAUAUGAAAUACCUUACUUCCAAUCUGGGAAGUUUCAAGAAGUCCUGCGAUUUCUCAUCGAUUGCACAACCAACACCGACAGGAUUGCCUUCUGCGGUGACCCUCCGCGCAGUCGCCGUGUUUGAAGGCAUGGUCAGAUUUGUGUGGCCUCUUUGCUCUCGAAUCCGCAAGAGACCGAAUCGUGUAAUCGUCACUGGUGCUCCGUCAUACCUCCCAAGGCUCUGGAUAUGGGCCAAAGACUGGAUCGAUCCUCUCACAGCUUCCAAACUCAUGAUGCCGACGGAAGAUGAAGUGUUGCCAAUAUUGGCAACGUACAUUGACGCUGCCAACAUCCCUAAAAAGUACGAAGGAGAAUAUGGCUUCGAGCAUGGCAGGCAGCCAGAUUUAGACCCGGCAAUCGAUGAGAUUAUAGACUGGCUGGCGCCAUGUAGCAGCUCUUUCCCUGCAGGAUCGAUGAAGCUGGUCUUCUCUUCCAUUGGAAUGAGGCUAGCGGCGGCGGCGGGCAGCAUCGACGGUACUCAGAGGACUCUCCUGGCGGGAAUCGUGCAUCCAGACAGGUUGGUGACCACGCAAUCAGAUGAUGCAGCUGGUGGUGCUAACAAAAUGUAA